AUGGCAUACCCCACUUUCAACUUGACCCAAACUAGUAGGCUCUGCGGCCAACGACUCUAUUCACCGCGUAUCUCUCCCCUACGGCUCGCGUCAGAUAACUCUCUACUCGCCCAGAUACGGUCCGCGAACAACGUCCAACUGCCUCUAGGUCCGUUCGAUCCUAAAAUACCAUGUCAUGCAACGUCUACGGAUCCCAAAUCCCCUCACAUCGAGCACGACGAAGAGACGUUGGUGCCUUUCUUUUUGCAUCGUCCUUUGCCGAGGACGCAAGCGCCUAUAGGGUUCCUUCGGCCACCAGUAGCUAGGGCUCUGUUGGAGGACCACCAUUCGCAGUUGGAGCUUCAUGGAAGGUCAAGUUGGUCUUUCUACCCCAAGGAGAACCAGGCACCGGAUUCGUUGUCGGACAAUGGAAAUGGAAAGAUGUGGGCUCUUUCGUUUUCGCCUCAUGUGUGGAAUCGGUCGCUUCGUACGGACGCGAUUAAGAGAGUUGUUAAGGGGUGGAAACGGUUGGAUAUGUUUCCUGAUGUACUUGAAGGCCGCAGUGAUGAAGAAUGCCCCGUCUAUCUCCCAUCUGGCGUCGAUAGAACAACUGAUUCCGGCGAAUCCAUGGCGUUGACUGUCCAACGUGCUGCUCUGCCUUUGUUCAGUUUCCCAAAUUUUGGCACUCUUCUUGUCGGUUUUUGCCAGAAAGGCGAAUGCCCUAGCGACCUCCAGCUAUGGAUUGCUCGACGAUCACGUUCAAAGAGAAUCUUUCCAGGCUUCCUUGAUGUUGUUUCGGGAGGAAACAUUGGCCUCGGACAACUUCCCGUUGAAAGUGUGAUGCGCGAAGCAUCAGAAGGAGCUUCACUUCCAGAAUCUUACCUGGCAAAACACGUUCGUUCUUCGGGGAAUAUCGUUUUCUCGCAUCGCUCUUCUGCCGGCUGGCUUUUGCCUGGACUCUAUCACACCUUUCAGCUUCCUCUCCCCAUGAAUUCUCUCAAAACUAUUGGUCAUGACGGAGAAGUUGAGAGCUUCGAGCUGUUCGAUGCGCAAGAGUGUUUGGACAAGCUAGUUGCUGGAGAGUUCGCACCGUCAUCGGCGUUGGCGAUUCUGAAUUUCCUGGUGAGGGAAAGGUUGUAUACUCGUGACGUCGAUAUGGGAUACGACGCUGUGCUUGAGGCCAUGCAAAGAGAUCUAGUGGUGCCCAUUUUUUGA
This is a messenger RNA of Laccaria bicolor S238N-H82, 1194 nucleotides long. RefSeq names its product thiamine pyrophosphokinase-related protein. The transcript is spliced from 5 exons. Lineage: Eukaryota; Fungi; Basidiomycota; Agaricomycetes; Agaricales; Hydnangiaceae. The coding region runs from base 1 to 1194 and encodes 397 amino acids. The record is from RefSeq and is a predicted model, not a curated record.